GGCACGUGCAGUAGUGUCAGGAGUGUCGCCACACAAGUGCACUCGGUUCCCUGUGCUCCCCAGAAUGUGCAAGUCCAGAUGAAUUGUACAGCCGGUGCCAUGACCGUAACCUGGGCAACCAAUCCAGAUGCAGAAUCCUUCUAUGUGGAUGCAGUGAGCAGCAACAUCAGCCUGUCUUGUAACACAUCUGGCACAAGCUGCUCAAUCAGAAGCCUGGUCUGUGGUUUGUCCUUGUCCAUAACAGUGAGGGCGGUUCGGGGCAAGUGUCAGAGUGAACCCAGUGCAGCUGUACAAGCUUUAUCGGCUCCAUGCAUACCUCAGGAUCAGAGUGGCAGCCUUGACUGUGUGACCAACUCUGUCUGGGUGUCAUGGCAACAAACAGCUGGUGCGGAGUCUUACCAGGCGUUUGCAAUGUCGGGAGAUGGGCAUAAUUCCACCUGCAGCACCUCUGAUCUUUUCUGUAACGUUCCCAACCUUCAGUGUGGCAUGCAGUACGCCAUCCAGGUUACCACCAUGAACUCCUGGUGUGCCAGUGAACAGUACAACAACUCCUUCUAUAUCGAGACAGGGCCCUGCUCUCUGAACGACAUCAGCGUGGUGACAGAGUGCCGCAGCAGCUCCAUAAGAGUCAGCUGGCUCAUGCAGUCCAGCGCAUCCAUCUUCAUUGUCACAGCAGAAGGGCAGGACCUCAGCUUCCUGGGGUGUAAUAGCACCGGUAAUUCCUGUGUGCUUCAUGGCGCUCGCUGUGGCAUGCAGUAUGCCAUCAUAGUCUCUACCAGCUCAAAUAAGUGCAGCAGUCUCCGCAGUCGUCCAUACUACAUCAGCACAGCCCCAUGCGCUCCUCAGGCACUGAGCAUAAACCCACUGUGUGAUACAGAGAGCGUGUUGGUGUCCUGGUCACCCUCUAACCUUGCUCAGUCCUACUAUCUAACAGCCACUAGUUUGGACGGCGACAUCCAAAACUGCAGCAGCACUACAGAGAACUGUACCCUGAGCCGCCUGUACUGCAGCCGGCCAUACACACUCAGCGUGAUUGCUUCAGACGGGAACUGCACCAGCCCUGCCAGCCAGGUCCUCACCUUCGUCACAACUCCAUGUGUACCUCUGAGCCUGAAUGUGUCUGUGCCAUGUGGAAACAGCUCGGCCACACUCUCCUGGUCCUCCAGCAGGGGCACGGUGCGGUACUACGCCUCGGCCAUCAACGCACAAGGGGACAAACUUCAAUGCAACACCUCAAGCACUUCCUGUACCAUAGCAGGCCUUCAGUGUGGAAUGUUGUAUAACUUCAGUGUGCAAGCCUCAGAUGCAGUAUGCAACAGCUCCUGCAGUUCACUAGUAGAGAAAGGAACAGUGCCGUGUCCUCCAACUUCAGUAAGCAUAGUCACUCAUAAUAUGGAUAAUGCCUCUCUGGUAAGAGUGAGCUGGAGCGCCGUGGCUUGCUCGGCUGUCCAGUAUUUGGCGCAGCUCCAUGGCCAGUUCCUCUACAAGCCCCUCGCUCUCGUGGAGGUGGCAUCAUACUGGACAGAGCAGACAUAUUUUGAGUUCCUGAUGCCCUGUGACAUCCUCUACUCAGUGGUGGUCAUCGCUGGAAGUGGAGCAGGAAAUGGAGUGCCGUCCUUUGCUGUCAAUGGAUCUACAGGUUUCUGCUCAGUGUACAGUACUAGCACCACAGGCUCAACACCAAGUCGUCAUAGGAGAGACUUGCGAGAGGCAGAGAUUCUGGUGGAACUAGAAGACGAAGGCCUGCUGCUGGUGCCUGAAGUCAACGUUGUGUUUGUGGAGGGCGUGACCCUGCAUGUGGAGUGGGCUCCAGUCAUUGGUGCAAGUCAUUACACCCUAAUUGUGAAGGAAGACACUAAAUCUCCUCCCUCCAAAAUAGUCCUGACAGUUGAAGGCGAGGUCUCGGAUGUCCCCAACCUUAAACCUGCAACACGCUACUGUGUCACUCUGUCUGCCAAGAGCUCCACUACACAGAGCGCCUACUCCACCCCAGUGUGUAUCACAAGUGGGAUUCCUAUCUGAAUCACAACGACCUUCAUGUCUGGGAGAGAAAAACAAUAUGGGCACCAGCUCAUCCCUGCUAUUAGAACAUUUGCUGUAGUGAACUACUUUUGAGUCAUAUAAUUACACCCAAGAUUGGCCUUGAAAAUAUUAAAAACAAAUUUGAUAGCACUACCACAGUUUGUCAAGAUCCAAUAUUGUAUUUCACAUUCCAGUACUGUGAUUGUCAUUAUGGAACCGAGAAAUAAACACCAAAAUAUA
This is a messenger RNA of Neoarius graeffei (lesser salmon catfish), 2262 nucleotides long. RefSeq names its product fibronectin type III domain-containing protein 7-like. Bases 79 to 2022 code for a protein of 647 amino acids. The transcript has 10 exons. Gene Ontology annotation, molecular function: protein binding. The record is from RefSeq and is a predicted model, not a curated record. Lineage: Eukaryota; Metazoa; Chordata; Actinopteri; Siluriformes; Ariidae.